AAAUAAGUGGCAGUUCGCACUUUCUGUCAGUCCAGCGCUCCUGUUAGGAGGGGGAGUGAGACCGGUGAGAGGGGAGAGAGAAAAAGAGGAAGGGGGCCUUUUUUGUCCCUUCUUAAAAGGGUGGUGGGCAGAAGUUGGUAACCUAAACGCUGAAAACAACAAAAAGCACGGAUAGGCGUAUAUAAACCUUUCUUUUUCCUCAAAGUCCUCCCCCCCUUUUAUACAAAAGGAUGGAGAACGCACACACAAAGUCUCCGACAGAAUGUCUGGCCCAUUUCGGAGUGAACGAAGCCGCUGGCCUCACUCCUGAUCAGUUCAAGAAGAACCUGGAAAAGUGGGGCUACAACGAGCUCCCUGCUGAGGAGGGAAAGUCACUCUGGGAAUUGGUCGUUGAACAGUUUGAGGAUCUUUUGGUCAGAAUUCUGUUGUUGGCUGCCUGCAUCAGUUUUGUGCUGGCCUGGUUUGAGGAAGGUGAGGAGACUGUCACUGCUUUUGUAGAGCCCUUCGUUAUCCUCCUUAUCCUUAUCGCCAAUGCUGUGGUGGGAGUCUGGCAGGAACGCAAUGCAGAGAGCGCCAUUGAGGCUCUGAAGGAGUAUGAGCCUGAGAUGGGCAAGGUUUACCGUGCUGACAGAAAGAGUGUCCAGAGGAUCAAGGCCAGAGAAAUUGUCCCUGGAGAUAUUGUGGAAGUGUCUGUUGGUGACAAGGUCCCCGCUGAUAUCAGAAUCACUGCUAUCCGUUCCACAACCCUGCGUGUUGACCAGUCCAUCCUUACCGGUGAGUCAGUCAGUGUGAUCAAGCACACCGAAGCUGUCCCCGACCCCAGAGCUGUCAACCAGGACAAGAAGAACAUGCUUUUCUCUGGCACAAACAUCGCUGCAGGCAAGGCCAUUGGUGUGGCUGUGGCCACUGGGGUCUCCACUGAGAUUGGCAAAAUCCGUGACCAGAUGGCCGCCACCGAGCAGGAGAAGACCCCCCUGCAGCAGAAGCUGGAUGAGUUUGGCGAGCAGCUGUCCAAAGUCAUCUCCCUCAUCUGCGUGGCUGUGUGGCUGAUCAACAUUGGCCACUUCAACGACCCCGUCCACGGUGGCUCCUGGAUCCGUGGUGCCGUGUACUACUUCAAGAUCGCCGUGGCCCUGGCUGUGGCUGCCAUCCCUGAGGGUCUGCCCGCUGUCAUCACCACUUGCCUGGCCCUGGGCACCCGUCGUAUGGCCAAGAAGAACGCCAUUGUCAGAAGCCUGCCCUCUGUGGAGACCCUGGGCUGUACCUCUGUCAUCUGCUCUGACAAGACUGGCACACUCACUACCAACCAAAUGUGUGUGACCAAGAUGUUCAUUAUUGAGAAAGUGGAGGGUGACCAUGUUACCCUGGAUGAGUUCAACAUCUCUGGCUCCAAGUACACCCCCGAGGGAGAAGUCACCAAAGAGGGUUCUAUUGUGAAGUGCGGUCAGUAUGAUGGUCUGGUUGAGCUGGCAACCAUCUGUGCCUUGUGCAAUGACUCCUCUCUGGACUACAAUGAGGCUAAGGGCAUCUAUGAGAAAGUGGGCGAGGCCACUGAGACUGCCCUAAGCUGCCUGGUGGAGAAGAUGAAUGUGUUCAACACCGAUGUGCGCAAUCUGUCCAAAAUUGAGAGGGCCAACGCCUGCUGCACUGUCAUCAAGCAACUGAUGAGGAAGGAGUUCACCCUGGAGUUCUCUCGUGACAGGAAGUCCAUGUCCGUGUAUUGCACUCCUGCAAAAGCAUCUCGUGCUUCAGUGGGCAACAAAAUGUUUGUCAAGGGUGCCCCUGAGGGUGUGAUUGACAGGUGCUCCUAUGUGCGUGUCGGUACCACCCGUGUGCCACUGACCUCAAUAGUGAAGGACAAGAUCUUGGCUGUCAUCAAGGAGUGGGGCACUGGCAGAGACACCUUGCGUUGUCUGGCCCUGGCCACCCGUGACACCCCUCUGAAGAUAGAGGAGAUGAACCUGGAGGACUCCACCAGAUUUGUAGACUAUGAGACUGACCUGACCUUCGUCGGCUGCGUGGGUAUGCUGGACCCCCCCCGCAAGGAGGUCACUGGCUCAAUCCAACUCUGCAGAGCGGCUGGCAUCCGCGUCAUCAUGAUCACUGGUGACAACAAGGGCACAGCUGUGGCUAUCUGCCGCCGCAUUGGCAUCUUUGGAGAGGAUGAGGAUGUGACUGGCCGUGCCUUCACUGGUCGUGAGUUUGAUGAUCUGCCUGUGUACGAGCAAAGGGAGGCUGUCCGCAAGGCCUGCUGCUUUGCCCGUGUGGAGCCCUCCCACAAGAGCAAGAUCGUCGAGUUCCUGCAGGGCUUUGACGAGAUCACUGCCAUGACCGGUGAUGGAGUGAACGAUGCCCCCGCGCUGAAGAAAGCCGAGAUUGGCAUUGCCAUGGGCUCUGGCACAGCCGUUGCCAAGUCAGCCUCUGAGAUGGUCCUGGCUGAUGACAACUUCUCUUCCAUUGUGGCUGCUGUAGAGGAGGGCAGAGCCAUCUACAACAACAUGAAGCAGUUCAUCCGUUAUCUUAUCUCCUCCAAUGUUGGAGAGGUCGUCUGUAUCUUCCUGACUGCUGCUCUGGGUCUGCCCGAGGCCUUGAUCCCUGUGCAGCUGCUGUGGGUGAAUUUGGUCACAGACGGUCUGCCCGCCACUGCCCUGGGCUUCAACCCCCCUGAUCUCGACAUCAUGGGCAAGGCUCCCCGCUCCCCCAAAGAGCCCCUCAUCUCUGGCUGGCUCUUCUUCAGAUACAUGGCCAUCGGAGGCUAUGUGGGUGCAGCUACUGUUGGUGCAGCUGCUUCCUGGUUCAUGUAUGAUGAAGAAGGUCCAGGUGUGACAUACUACCAGCUAUCUCACUUCAUGCAGUGCCAUGACGAAAAUGAGAAUUUCACGGGCAUUGACUGCGACGUGUUUGAGGCUGCCCCACCAAUGACCAUGGCCUUGUCUGUGCUGGUCACCAUCGAGAUGUGCAAUGCUCUCAACAGCUUGUCUGAGAACCAGUCUCUGGUACGCAUGCCUCCCUGGAGCAAUGGCUGGCUGCUGGGAGCCAUGGGCCUCUCCAUGUCCCUCCACUUCAUGAUCAUCUACGUUGACCCCCUGCCCAUGGUCUUCAAAUUGACUCACUUGAACUUUUCUCAGUGGAUGGUGGUACUGAAGCUAUCUUUCCCAGUCAUCCUGAUUGAUGAGGUUUUGAAGUUCGUUGCCCGCAACUACCUGGAAGACUAAUCCUGUUCCCCUCCCUCAAUUUACCCGUAAGAAAGCAAGAGAGAGAGAUGAUAAUCUAGUGACAAAGAAGUGGAAUUGAGAACAGAGGGAGGAAGAGCAAGAAGUGCUGAGCGAGGAAUGAGGCGCUCCAAAGAGCAAGAGCCCAGCUAGUCACUGGAAGAGGGAAUAAAAACAAUGAAAAUCAAGAAAAAAGCACAAAACCAAAAAAUAUAUAUAAAUAAAACCUCUGUGUACGAAAAGAGAUUAAGUUAAUAUAUAGGUCAUUACAAAUACUAUAUUGUAAUAAUGACAAUUUUAUUCUUAAAAAUAAAGAUACAUUUUGAAGAGAA
Messenger RNA from Megalops cyprinoides (Indo-Pacific tarpon), 3544 nucleotides. RefSeq names its product ATPase sarcoplasmic/endoplasmic reticulum Ca2+ transporting 1, like (gene atp2a1l). Gene Ontology annotation, molecular function: P-type calcium transporter activity; ATP hydrolysis activity; ATP binding. The coding region runs from base 231 to 3215 and encodes 994 amino acids. Lineage: Eukaryota; Metazoa; Chordata; Actinopteri; Elopiformes; Megalopidae. The transcript is spliced from 24 exons. The record is from RefSeq and is a predicted model, not a curated record. Gene Ontology annotation, cellular component: membrane. Gene Ontology annotation, biological process: intracellular calcium ion homeostasis; calcium ion transmembrane transport.